UAGUGCAUGCAGCAGGGGCGGACUGACCAUUUGGAAACUCGGGCACUGCCCGAGGGCCCGGGGUCAGUAGGGGGCCUCAUGAGAUGCCCCUGGUACCUUUUUGAUAGGAUUUUUUGAGUUUGGGCAAGGACACAGGGGCCCCAUGAUCCCUUAUUGCCCGGCGGCCCCAUGAGUUGUCAGUCCGUCCCUGGCAUGCAGUAUUUAUGGUGCAAUGAGUCUGCCCCUGUGAACACUGUAGCAUAAAAACACUCAGCA
Molecule: messenger RNA, 255 nt
Organism: Staurois parvus
Lineage: Eukaryota; Metazoa; Chordata; Amphibia; Anura; Ranidae
Source: the annotation of a GenBank genome assembly